This is a messenger RNA of Anisakis simplex (herring worm), 393 nucleotides long. Lineage: Eukaryota; Metazoa; Nematoda; Chromadorea; Rhabditida; Anisakidae. The record is from the annotation of a GenBank genome assembly.
AUGGCCAUCGAGCACGCGGAUUUCGAGGGGGUAGAGAGGCUGGCGCAGGUUUUGGGAGGAGAGAUAGUAUCGACGUUCGACACGCCCGAUAAGGUAAAACUAGGCCAGUGCGAUCUGAUAGAGCAGGUGAUGAUUGGAGAGGAUAGAUUUCUGAGAUUCUCGGGGGUGCCGUUGGGCGAGGCAUGUUCGAUCGUGAUACGCGGUUCAACGCAGCAGAUUUUGGAUGAGGCAGAGCGGUCGAUUCAUGAUGCGUUGUGUGUGCUGAUGACACACAUCAAGGACUCGAAGACGAUUCCCGGGGCUGGGGCUGGGGAGAUGCUGAUGAGUGGAGCGGUGACGAUGGGUAGUCAGAAGGUAGCUGGCAAGGAGGCCAUAGCAGUGGAGGCGUUCGGC